This is a messenger RNA of Octodon degus (degu), 2514 nucleotides long. RefSeq names its product ankyrin repeat and SOCS box containing 18 (gene Asb18). NCBI's taxonomy places the organism in Eukaryota, Metazoa, Chordata, Mammalia, Rodentia, Octodontidae. Gene Ontology annotation, molecular function: transmembrane transporter binding; transcription cis-regulatory region binding. Gene Ontology annotation, biological process: neuronal action potential; negative regulation of delayed rectifier potassium channel activity; positive regulation of transcription by RNA polymerase II. The record is from RefSeq and is a predicted model, not a curated record. Bases 292 to 1698 code for a protein of 468 amino acids. Gene Ontology annotation, cellular component: axon initial segment; nucleus; membrane. The transcript has 6 exons.
CCAGGCCUAAGGAGAAGCUGCUGAAGUUUCCAGCUAGAGCCUCCCUCCUGCCCAAACAGACACCCUUCACUACCGGCGCCUUCCCUUCGCCCUCCACUGUGCUGCAGCAACCCCCAUGCCUUCCCACCUCCUCCACAGAUAGCCCCUCUGCCCCUUUCCCCAGCCCUCCCUGCUGAUUGUAACUGGAGCCGGGUUCUGCUGUUCACAGCCACCCAACUGCCCUGGGGACAGUGGCUAACUUUGGACUGGAACCAGAGGAGAAGAGGCUGUGGUGGACACACAGGCGUCCCCAUGUCCAGUGCAGACGCCCUGCCCGAUUACCCGCUCCACUCCGACCUGGUGAGGAGACUGAAGUCGGCCCUGGCCACACAGAACGAGGAGGCGGUGAGGGACAUGAUCUGCACUGAAGUGGCCCCCGUGGACGCUGUGAUCGAGCUGGCCAAUGACGACUGGAUGAAGGAGCCCUCGGCCCAACUGCCCCCGGGCGCCCUGCUAGGAGAGCUGGGCCACGUCCAGCCCCUCAUGGACCAGCUCUUCCCGGAUGCCAAUGUGGUGUUCGAGAUCCGUAAGGAGGAGAUGGAGUGGCAAGCAGAAUCCCCAGCCACCUUUGGGCUGUCAGGUCUCUGGACCCUGGAGUACAAGCGCGAGCUCACCACGCCCCUGCGCAUCGCGGCGGCCCACGGCCACACAGCCUGCGUGCGACAUCUGCUGGACCGUGGCGCUGACCCCGAUGCCACCCCUGGGGGCCGCGGCGCCCUGCACGAGGCCUGCCUGGGAGCCCACACUGCCUGCGCCCGCCUGCUGCUGCGGCACCGCGCCGACCCGGACCUGGCCAGCGCCGACGGCCUGGCUCCCCUGCACCUGUGCCGCGCGCCGGCCUCGCUCGGGUGUGCGGAGGCCCUGCUGGAGCAUGGCGCCUCGGUGCAGCAAGCUGGGGGCACGGGCCAGGACACCCCACUGCACGUGGCGGCACAGCACGGCCUGGACGAUCACGCGCGCCUCUACCUGGACUGCAGGGCACGAGUGGACGCAAGGAACAGCCGCGGGGAGACAGCACUGAGCCUGGCUUGUGGCGCGGCGCAGAGACUCGACGACCUGGAGCACACACGCGGCUUGCGUCUGUGCGCGCUGCUGCUCCAGCACGGUGCGGCAGUGGACGCGCGGGACGAGGACGAGCGCACCCCGCUGCACAAGGCCUGCGGCCAUGCGCAGCACAGCCUGGUGCGCCUCUUGCUGCUGCACGGCGCCCACGCGGGUGCGCUCGACUACGGGGGCGCCUCGCCGCUGGCCCGCGCUCUGCAGGCGGCUGCCUGCGCGCCCGCGGCCGCUGCACAAAGCACGAUCCAGGUGCUGCUCAACCACGGCUCCCCCACCGUGUGGCCCGACGCCUUCCCCAAGGUUCUGAGGACCUGUGCAUUGGUCCCCGCUGUCAUUGAGGUCCUUGUCAACUCCUACACUCAGCUCCGUGUGUCCGAGUCCUGGAAGGAGAUGAUUCCCGAUGAAGUCUAUCAGAUGCACCAGCCUUUCUACCAGUCCCUCUUCACCCUAGCCCACACUCCUCGCUGCCUGCAGCACCUCUGUCGCUGCAGCCUUCGCAAAAUCUUUGGCAAAAAGUGCUUUGACCUUGUGCCCCUGUUGCCCUUGCCCAUGCCCUUGAAAAACUACAUGCUGUUGGAGCCAGAAGGUGUUUUGCACUGAGAACCAGAGCACCAUGUGGUACCAAGCUCCUGUCUUCCUGUGGUGUUUGGAGGACAGUGCCCUGGCCAAGAGGGGCAUAGCUGCAUGGGCAUCCCAACUCCAUCACUUUCCAUGUGCCUGGUGGAAAUGCAGAACCACAAGCCUUAGGCUUACCUUAAAAUGGGACUGGUGAUCAAGCUCCUUUCUGCCUCAGUUAUGUUGAGGAUCACAUGCAUUUCUAACUGUGGCAGCAACAAAAGUUCAACUACUAAUAUAUACAGUUUUCCCAAAGUGACUUAGCAGCACGUGUGCUGCCCCCUGGACUAUGGACCAGCUCACAGGAAGGACUCCUCCUCCUGGAGCCUAGCUACCUGGAGUGGGUCUGUGCUCAGGACCCAUCAGAACCUUGUGCUGAGGACCUCUGUUUCCAAGAGCAGCAUACUUGGCCUGAGCAAGUAAUCGUGGGACAGUCCAGCACUCCCAGGGGCACAGUGGAGGGACAGGGAGACAUCCUCACUGUCACCUUGAUCUGAUGUGUCAGCUUGGCUGGAUUAAGAACUUCCUGCUACAUCAGCAGAGCACGCUCCUGGGAGUGUCUGGGAGGGCUGUGGGGCGUGGCCUUGGUACUCUGCGUGGGCCAGGUCCCUUCCUCUCCUACACCUCCCCCUGCUCUGCCUCCAGCUGCUGUGAGUCAAGCAGCAGUGCUCCUGCCUGUCUUUCCACCAUGGUGUGCCUGCCUCGGACUGAAUCCCCUGCAAUGUGUGUCAGAUUAGCCCUCUCCUGCUGAAGUCGCAGGCAUUUGGGUGUGGUGGCCCACCCAUGGGAAACUAAAGUACC